AUGGGCACCAAGCUACUGCAGUGGGGUGGUGCGCUGUUCCUGCUGCGUCUCGAGCUUGGGCAGCUGCAGAUCCAGCGUGUAGACGUCGACGCCGAGGAGAAGAAGGUCUCGCUGAUUCGCUGCACUGUUCAGAGCGACUCGGAUGCCGCUGCGCUGCUCGUGGACGCGCGUCUUGUGGCCGCCAAAGAGGUGGAAGACACGACGUCAGUCAUACGCUACCCGGUACUUGUCUUCCGGCUUCUUCAUGGGGAUAAGGAGGUGUCGGCGCCUUCGAGUUCGCCAGUGCCUCGUAAGCGUCGAAGAUCUGCGAAAGACAACGAAACCAGUGAUGCGGAUGGCGAAACUGUGCCUUCUCAGUCGAGAGCUGGAACUCGGUUGCUCUUUUGUUUGCUGCACGAGACGGAGACUGCCAGCGAGAUGGGAUUGCGUGUCUUGAACGAGUUGGAAUUCCCGACGUUGACUGGAAAAAGUGGCGGUGAACUCGCAACUGUCGACUGUGGUGCAUUACUGCAAGUUUUCUUGGCGGAUGGACCUUACCUUUUGCUUUUUGAACGUGGAUCGCGAAUGGCGACGGUGUUGAAGCUGAGAAGAGCGACAUCGGGAGGUGGGGACGUUGGGUUUUGCAUCUGGCGAGAACAAGUUGACGUGAUGAAUGGCAUCGGGGGCGAUGCGUUGGCACCAAGUGAAGUUGUGUCAUGCGCGUGGUGCAUGUGUGAAGAAAGCUCGGACAAACGGUAUGUCCUCGGCAUUCGCUGUAAUGACGUGAACAGAUCAUUCUUUAUGUUGGAAUUUUCAAGCAGCCUGGAUAACGCUACGUUUGAACUCCUCUUGUCAUUUAAUCACGUGGGUCACGCAUAUGUUGGAGAUUUUAUCCGUGUGCACGCUUCGACUAACUCGCAGGAUCAAGUACUCCUCCUGAACGAAGUAUCUGGCAUUUCUGGGUCAAAUAGUGGCGAUAUUGCGAGCGAUGGAGGGCUCGAUAUGGGCACCGAAGAUGAACAACUUGUGAAGCGCAGUGUCCUUAUCACGCAAAAAGUUGCAACACCGGAAGUGAAGCUUGCUUGUCAUCGACUGCGGCUGCGAGAAGGAAAGAAAUCCAAGCACGAAUCACGCUCCAAAAAGCGUCCCCGCAACAAUAAGAAAGAGAGUUAUAAGGGGGGCCAUGCAGGUUCGAAGCCACAACCAUUCCUCUACAUUGAGCGAACCCAAAAGGCCUCAUCUCGCGACAGGGGCGCUAUUCGCGCCGAAGACAGAACUGAUGGCGUUGAAGGUGCCCCCACUGCUUCGCAUGCACAGCUUGGCAAGCUGACCGAUUCUCUCACAACACGUCUGGACAAUGGAAUGCAAGAGUUAGAGCGUUUACAGAUGAUCGUGAACGAUAAGCGCUGCCUUGCCCGCCAGCUUAAUCAGCUGAUGGUCCGAGAAUGGCGACAGCAGCAGCAAACGGCAUAUUCCAGCAAGGAGAAUUCGCUGCUGGCGACUCUCCUUACAACCCGUGAAAUGGAGAACUGCAUCGUGGAGCAGCAAAAGGUUGUAGACAUGGAAACGAUCGUCGCCGCCUCUACACAGAGGUCUGUUAUCACGAAAUCUGCAAAUGGUGGCUCAACCUCAUUGGGUAACCUCACGUUGGAGCACCAAGUGUCACUGGAAUAUUUUCGAGUGCUUCAGUACGUGCCAUCGUCUUCGCUUGUACGUGCGGAAGUCGUCUUAAACAAUCUAUCUGACACCGCGGUGGCAGAUAGUUUUGUCAUGCUGACAGCGCCGCAGGGGGGACAUACGUCGUCUACUCAAGGGUGGGUGUGCUCGUGCGCGGUGGUUCCAGAAUUUCCUUCUGCUGCGGCUGCCGAGCCAGGGAAAGCUCGGUUUCAGUUGGAAUUUCAGUUUAGUCCAAAUUUUGCGUUUCUUCGGACGCGAUCGCCAUUGGCGGCAACACUUUGGUUGCAUUGGGGCGCAUCUCACAAUGCCCCUCGUUGCGUCACAACCAGCAGCAAAGAGCAACAAAGUUUGUUCUGUAUCGCCGUUGCAUCAGUCAAGGUAUCUCGAGAGGAAUUGCUACGCGUGACGUCAACGACAAAACCUACGAGCUCGAAUCUAUGGCCGCAACAUGAGUACGAGCAAUUGCUGUUCAUCUCAGCGGGGUCAAGUAUCACGUCGUGGCUUGAAAAUCAAAGUCGCGGAGUAACCGCAGUCGUCACGCGUCCGAAGUUUGCGUUGGUGAACCUUAACGUGACCGACCACGAACUGAUGCUGUAUGAAAUGAGUCAAAUGGUCGCGAAUCUUCCGUCGGAUGUGUACGCCAUGCGCAAUCCAUUCCAGCGUCAGCAUCUCAGCGCUCUGCAGCGUAUAUUGCAUGGCAUUCGCCAGGACAUUGUUACUGAUGAGUCCAUUGGAGAGAAACAGAAGAAAGUUGGUGAGAACGGAGCUCGGAUCAAGACAUUGAAAGGUGACGGUCGUGGCCGAGCAUCAAUUCGCCGCGCGAGGCAGCAAUAUACCGAUUUGCAGGUGAACCAGUUGCUGCUUGUGCUCCAAAAACGCAUGAACUUCCACACGAUGUGGUUCGACUCGGAAGCCAAAGACUCGUUAGAAAACUAG
Molecule: messenger RNA, 2592 nt
Organism: Phytophthora sojae
Lineage: Eukaryota; Oomycota; Peronosporomycetes; Peronosporales; Peronosporaceae
Exons: 5
Coding region: 1-2592 (863 amino acids)
Source: RefSeq, a predicted model, not a curated record